GCCAGACUCUCCUACUUCGCGCCCUGUACAGCUUGCCAUGCAGCGGAACGACUCGCUGUCCGAGAUGAUGGGCGAACAGGGCCGCGGCCGCGGCCUGGCAGAUCUGAAAGGCCGGGAUCCGCUGGAUCGACGCAUCGAGGUCGAGAAGAAGGAGAAGUAUGGACAAGCCUUGAGGGAGCAGAUGGCUAUGAACAGCGCACGGGGCCCGGGGGAGACCACGAUGACCAGCGCGCCCAUGUCGCCGCUGCCGCCCCCGAGCCGCGGGAGCUCGGUGACCCGCACGGCCGGGGAGGCGGUGCUGGGCUCACCCCACAGCGUGUUGCACGGCCCCCCGGGCGCCGACGCACCAGCGGCGGCCAAGGUGGCACAGGUCCAGGAGCUCAUGCGUCAGCGCUUGCACGCGGUGUCGGAGGAGCAACAGCGGCAGUGGCAGG
Effrenium voratum is the source of this 434-nucleotide messenger RNA. Lineage: Eukaryota; Dinophyceae; Suessiales; Symbiodiniaceae. The record is from the annotation of a GenBank genome assembly.